CGCCAAUUGCGUUAGCACAUGCAAGUGUUCCGAGUGCCUGGAUAUAUGUCAACCUCGAGCGCAAUUAAAAUCAAUAAAGCGCACCGGAAUCACUCAUGCUUUUGACGGUUCCUGCAGGACAUUCGCCAGUUGAAUUUGUUGCUGUCAAGUGGAAAGUUCGACUAUGGAACUGCGUCGGAAAAUCGCUUGGCGCAUUCUGCCCCUUUUUUUGGUGGGCUUUCUAUUCACAGUGGGCGAGGCUUAUAUGAAAAGUGUGCGGGUAGACGAGAUUCCUUUUGCCGGAAGAAAGCAAGUCCUGGCAAGUCGUCGGCCCAGCGGCAUUCACCUAAUCUCGAGUCUGGAGCAUCAGCGCACAUUUCUGCACCUUUUUCACGUGCCCUACAUUAUUUGCUUUUAUGCCGCCAAUGGAAAGUGGCCGUAUGUGCCGGGAUUCAUGAAAUACCGUGUAGACGAUGCUGCCCGAAACUUUUUCCACAACAACGACAGUUUCAUCAAGCAGUUUUGCACCAAGUGGAUUCAGGUCAAGGAGUGCUUUCGCCCCUUGUUCGACAAAUCAAACACCACCACAGAUGUGGAUGUAGAGGCCCUGAAUGCCAAAAUUCAGGGACAGGAUAAGAAUAAGCGUUGCAACUGCGACAAGUUGCUCCUCUCGACGGAGGCGCCUGUUCCAGUUGUCUACUUCGACAAGAACUACAUUGGGAAUGUGAGCUCGGAGACAAUAAUGAACACCAUUGAAUUUCUGGAGAGUUUCCUGCCACCACCCACUAAAAAACACAAGCGCAAGAAUCGCGUGCGUGGACGUCUAGAUGACAUUGACAUUAAUUAGAAAUCCAAUUUUUAGUAGCAUUUACUUUAGCACUGCAGUUUAUAAUAAAGCAAAUCUUGACAUCUGAAAAUAGUUUAUUUUUGAAUUCAAGCGCCAAAAUAAUCGAUUGGCUCAGGGCUGGGUUAAUAGGAGUUAAACAUUGCUCUCAGGAAACCUCUUAACGCUUCGCGACGGUCACACUAAUAGCGCGUCAGAAAACGACAAGGGAAAAGGUAGCGGUCUCUAGCGGGCACACUUUUGGGGCGACUUCAAUUGGACACACUCGCGUUCGCGUCGCGGAAGAAAUAAAAAAGGAAGCACUGCAACUGCACUGACUAUUUUUAAAGUACGACCGCGAUUAGACAAGCCUUAAGAACAGGUGUCAAUAGACAGUCCGAUUGGUCAUAAAUAAGCGAGAGUGAUUAAGAGAAAAGCGAAUAAAGCUGUGCCAAAUUCUUUUGCAUUCGCUUUGCCCACCGCUUUCAUCGCGAGUUUUUCACUGUGUUAGUGAGCGAAGAGAAGAGAAGCGUGUGCAAAUAACUUUUGCCGCGUUGUCUGCUGCGAAUUUCCAAGCCAAAGAGUAGAGAGAA
Molecule: messenger RNA, 1395 nt
Organism: Drosophila gunungcola (fruit fly)
Lineage: Eukaryota; Metazoa; Arthropoda; Insecta; Diptera; Drosophilidae
Exons: 3
Coding region: 164-826 (220 amino acids)
Source: RefSeq, a predicted model, not a curated record